Molecule: messenger RNA, 765 nt
Organism: Sungouiella intermedia
Lineage: Eukaryota; Fungi; Ascomycota; Pichiomycetes; Serinales; Metschnikowiaceae
Source: the annotation of a GenBank genome assembly
AUGCGCUUCUCAUCAUUAUUCACAUUCACAGCAUUGCUUAUUGCGGUCUCCGCUACACCAGCUCCAAAGUGGGCAGCCUUGGCUGCAAAACGUUCAAAUCUCUCCCUUAAGAAUCGUGAUGAUUAUGAUGACGACGGUGACGGCGGUGAUGACUACGAAUAUACUACCGAUCCCUACGAUGGGUACACCGAUAUUGACCAAUUCUACACAGAUUACGAUUUCUACACAGAUGACGGUUUCUACACAGAUGACGGUUUCUACACAGAUGACGGUUUCUACACAGAUUACGGCACACAUGACGGACUCUACACAGAUGAUGGUAUCUACACUGAUAUUUCUGCCUUUAACGAGUACACUGAAGGCUACGAAACACCAUCUUACAACACAGAUAUUGAGUCAAUACAUUAUACUCCGGACUCUACGGAAGUUUCGACGUCUAGAUCUGAGUUACUUACUACUGUGAAGCCUUCUGCUGUUAUGCCAGUCUCAACUUCUGCUAGUUCGGCUGCAAAUCUGAGUGGAUCUCCUACCAGUACUCCUACACCGGUUGUUCCUGCCAGCACUCCUACUCUGGCUGUUGCUACCAGUGGCACUUCGGCUCAAAGUGUGACCACCACACAAGUUAAGCCCUCCCCUAGUGGGGCCAAACCAUCGGGAAACCAGCCACAACUGACUCCUACAAACACUGGUGGUGCUGCAGGCUUACUGAGACAAUACUUGGUCAUAGGUACUUUCUUGUAUAGUUUCUCAUUUUUUAUGUUUUGA